GAGCUAAGGUCGUUCUCAUUCGGGACCUACCCAGCAGCAAAGGCAGACGGUUAAAGAGAACACAGCAAAGCAAGUGCAAAUCAACAUCCAAAAUGUCUCUGUCAAACAAACUCACCUUGGAUAAGGUGGAUGUGAAAGACAAACGUGUCAUCAUGAGGGUUGACUUCAACGUGCCCAUGAAAGAUAAGCAAAUCACAAACAACCAGAGAAUUAAGGCUGCGAUCCCCAGCAUCAAGCACUGUUUGGACCAUGGGGCCAAGUCUGUGGUACUCAUGAGCCACCUGGGACGUCCCGAUGGCACCCCCAUGCCCGACAAGUACUCCCUGGAGCCUGUGGUACCUGAGCUCAAAAGCCUUCUGGGAAAGGAUAUCCUCUUCAUGAAGGACUGCGUCGGCCCUGAGGUGGAGAAGGCCUGCGCAAACCCCGCCCAUGGAACAGUCAUCCUCCUGGAGAACCUGCGUUUCCAUGUGGCCGAGGAAGGCAAGGGCAAGGACGCCGCCGGCAACAAGACCAAGGCCACUCAGGCGGAGAUUGACGCCUUCAGGGCCUCCCUGUCCAAGCUGGGCGACAUCUACGUCAAUGAUGCCUUUGGAACUGCACACAGGGCUCACAGCUCCAUGGUUGGAGUGAACCUACCCCAGAAGGCCGCUGGCUUCCUGAUGAAGAAGGAGCUGGAUUACUUUGCCAUGGCCCUGGAGAAGCCACAGAGACCUUUCCUCGCCAUCCUCGGAGGGGCUAAGGUUAAAGAUAAGAUUCAGCUGAUCAACAACAUGCUCGAUAAGGUCAACGAGAUGAUCAUUGGCGGCGGCAUGGCGUUCACCUUCCUCAAGGUUCUCAAGAACAUGGAGAUUGGAAACUCCCUCUUCGAUGAGGAGGGUGCGAAGAUUGUCAAGGACCUGAUGGCGAAGGCCGAGAAGAACGGCGUCAAGAUCAACCUCCCCAUUGACUUUGUCACCGCCAACGAUUUCAACGAGAAAGCCACCACUGGUACCGCCACCGUGGCAGAUGGCAUCCCCGCUGGCUGGAUGGGCCUGGACUGUGGACCUGAGAGCUCCAAGAUCUUCGCCGAGGCCGUGGGCAGGGCCAAGCAGAUUGUGUGGAACGGUCCCGUCGGCGUGUUUGAGUGGGACAACUUCGCCCACGGAACAAAGAACCUGAUGGACAAAGUCGUGGAGGUGACCAAGAGCGGCUGCAUCACCAUUAUCGGUGGGGGUGACACAGCCACCUGCUGUGCCAAGUGGAACACAGAAGACAAGGUCAGCCAUGUGAGCACAGGAGGCGGAGCCAGCCUGGAGCUUCUGGAAGGCAAAGUCCUGCCUGGUGUGGACGCCCUCAGCAACGUCUAAGACCGAGUAAUGGGGGGGAAGUGAGGAGAGACAGUCACCCGAGCUUCAGCACACGGUCCCAGAGAAGCUUCCUCUCUCGCUCACUCGCUCAGCGCUUGUCCAGCAUCAUCACCACGGCGGCGCAAAUGACGAAUUCCUCGUUAUCUACUGUACAGACGGCUAAAGCACUGCUUCGUCUCCUGCGGGAAGGGGGGGUUGGGUGAAACGACACCACCCCCUUCUGCGCUGCCUCCCCCCAACUGGAGCACUUAAUUCACCUGGAGGUCCCUCUGCUUGCUGCUCAUGUUCCACAUCCUGGGAUGGGAGCGUCUCCAAACCCCCUCCCCCCCCCCCCAACCUUAAGCACUUUGUCUCUGCUGUGUUUCUCAAAGCAGAGGAGCCCCCUCACCUGCAGCUGCUGCCGUUAUUUUCCAUUUCACCCGCCGUGGGAGGAAUUGGUCAUUUGUGGCCGGCUUUAUGUGUUAGCGCAGCGUGUUCGUGUGUUUACUUCACUCUUUGCGUAGCGUGUCUGGGAAGUAAGGCAAACUAUAACGUUGGAAACUUGUGUGUCGUAUCUCUCGAGUUUAUAUUUUAUAUUCGUCGCACCUUUCCCAAGUGUUGGACUUGUACCGCAGUGACCCUUUUUGUUCCCCAGUUCUUCCCCUCAUCAUGUUCCUGUAGUGGCUUGUAAGAUAGUCCAUCCCCCAGCGGGGUUUGCAAGAGUGGCUGGGCAAGGUCA
Molecule: messenger RNA, 2064 nt
Organism: Megalops cyprinoides (Indo-Pacific tarpon)
Lineage: Eukaryota; Metazoa; Chordata; Actinopteri; Elopiformes; Megalopidae
Gene: pgk1
Product: phosphoglycerate kinase 1
Exons: 11
Coding region: 93-1346 (417 amino acids)
Biological process (GO): glycolytic process; gluconeogenesis
Cellular component (GO): cytosol
Molecular function (GO): ADP binding; phosphoglycerate kinase activity; ATP binding
Source: RefSeq, a predicted model, not a curated record